Messenger RNA from Meriones unguiculatus (Mongolian gerbil), 1639 nucleotides. It is a transcript of the gene Fshb, whose product is annotated as follicle stimulating hormone subunit beta. The coding region runs from base 64 to 453 and encodes 129 amino acids. The record is from RefSeq and is a predicted model, not a curated record. Lineage: Eukaryota; Metazoa; Chordata; Mammalia; Rodentia; Muridae. Gene Ontology annotation, molecular function: hormone activity. The transcript has 3 exons. Gene Ontology annotation, biological process: G protein-coupled receptor signaling pathway. Gene Ontology annotation, cellular component: cytoplasm; extracellular region.
GUUCGGCUUUCCCCAGAAGGCAGCUGACUACACAGGACAUAGCUGUUUGCUUCCCAACCCAAGAUGAAGUCCGUCCAGCUUUGCCUCCUGCUCUGGUGCUGGAGAGCAAUCUGCUGCCGCAGCUGUGAGCUGACCAACAUCACCAUCGCGGUAGAGAAGGAAGAGUGUCGUUUCUGCGUAAGCAUCAACACCACGUGGUGUGCGGGCUACUGCUACACCAGGGACUUGGUGUAUAAGGACCCAGCCAGACCCAAUACCCAGAAAGUAUGUACCUUCAAAGAGCUGGUGUAUGAGACUGUCAGACUGCCAGGCUGUGCCCACCACUCAGACUCCUUCUACACAUACCCAGUAGCCACUGAAUGUCACUGUAGCAAGUGUGACAGCCACAGCACUGACUGCACCGUGCGAGGCCUGGGACCCAGCUACUGCUCCUUCGGUGAAAUGAAAGAAUGAAGAACAGUGGACAUUUCAGUUCACCCACCCUUGUCCUGAAAGACCAGGAUAUCCAAAAUGUCCGUGUCUGCUCUAAGCUGUGGCUGCAAACCGCCACCGGCUUGGGGACCGCCAGGCCCACUGUCUUUUGCUACUGACAGAUAGGGAGGAGUUGCUGAGGACUGGGAGUCCUGGGGCCAGGAUUCCUCCACCGCUCAUCCCUCUAUCCAUGCUGUUGGCUACCCAAGUUUUAUUCACUCUGACCUCACAGCUUUGUGGGGUCUUUCCUCUUCAACAGUCUUAGGAACCUUCUAAAGCAAUCCCUUCCUUUUAGACAGAGGGGUGCCUGAGUCCAGAAAGGAAGGUGGAAGUCUGUGAAAGAGCCAAAUCUAAGACAGUCUUCUGCUAGCCUUUUAGAGACUCCAGGGUGAUUGCAAACUUAAGGCCCCAACUCUGCAUGGAAUUAAAUGUGAAACUCAGUGGCUUCCCUAAGGAAGAGAAGAUGAGAUGCACCAUGUGCAGGGAAGUGCUGCUUUAGUCGGCUGAGGAAAGCUGGCCCCAAAAAGGCCAGGCUACUCAACUCUUCUGAAGCCUGUGGAGUUUUGAGACAGGAUCAAACAUCUGUGGCUUGUUUUAUGCAGAUGAGGACAGCAGGAUGUGACCAAGCUCAGAAUUUCCAAGCUAUUGACACCUAGUUCCUUAGUUUAAAGGAAAAAGAAAAAUUUAAUUUGAGACCAUGGCUAUUAAUCUAUGUUUAUUCAUUAUAUUAAAAAAUGAUCAAAUGCUAGGGUCUGGCAAAACUCCCCUUUGGAAUCAAGGAAAACAACAGUGAAAGUGUUUGAUAAGUGAUCUCAUUAGCUUUCCAUAACACUCAGAGAGGGGAGAUUUUAAAGUAGGUUUCAAAGUAAUUUCCGCAAUUGAUUAAACACAUUUAGCUUACCUACAAGUACACCUGCAUAAAUUAAUGGUUAUAGAAAAUUAACCAUGAGGGGAAAACUGAUGUUUUCUAGAAUCCCCUACUUCUCUUUUGUCUGUCCAUGCUCUCCCAAAUCUUUUGUUCCUUUCAAAGCAGUAGACACCGAGAAAACAUCAUGAGUUGAAUUCUUUUAAAGAUGCUAACUCUUUUGCUCAUGUACUUAUUUCACAGUUACAAUGCUUGACUAAUUUAUUGAAAUCUUAUUUUUGUAAUAAAUAUGCUUCUUACAAA